This is a messenger RNA of Trichomonas vaginalis G3, 1314 nucleotides long. RefSeq lists its product as uncharacterized. The transcript has a single exon. The coding region runs from base 1 to 1314 and encodes 437 amino acids. The record is from RefSeq and is a predicted model, not a curated record. NCBI's taxonomy places the organism in Eukaryota, Parabasalia, Trichomonadida, Trichomonadidae.
AUGUCAAGACGUUCAUCCAGUCAUCACUCAAAGAAACCAUCGAGUACAACGAACUCAUCUAGCUCUCAGUAUAUGACUUAUUCAUCAGAAUCCAGUCAGCCAAAUGAAGAAUGUUUCUCCAAAAUAAAAAACAUGCCGAAUUUAUAUACUCUUACCAAAGGAUCCAUCUUUCUUUUGGCUUUGCGAAAUGACCAAUCGUUUUAUACGCAUAUUGGCUAUUCAGUUAUACCAAACAAUGGUAAAAUCUUGAUAUCUAAAGAAACGGAAAAAGGUGCAGUUCCUAUUGAUAGCAUGAUUAACAGUGAUGGGGUCGUUAAACAUUAUACAUCUCCCACACCAAUUAUCAACGAAGAUUAUAAGGUUCCACCAAAAGCUGUUAUUCUUCGAUUCUUCAUAAUUGAUGAAGUGAAAAAUGCCUAUCAAAUUGUCCAAACAUUGCUUAUCGAUGGUUGUCAAGAAACUAUUCGUGUUUCCAUUACGGGUGACAAAAAUUUCUCUAAUUCAUUCACUUUCAAGCAGCCCUUGAAUGUUAAAAGAAAUAUGCCUCCAACCUAUCCAUAUAUUGAUUUUCACCAUCAUAACAAAGUUAGAGAAAUUGAUGGUGUUUUACGCCAUAAAUUUAAGUUCAUGCCUGAAAUGGUUAAGAAUACAGCAGCUAUCCUUGUUUGCCAAGUCAUAGGAACCAAAAGAAUCCAAGUUAUUUCAUCUUAUCCAUUAUGUGGAAAAGAAACGAUUUUUGUUGAAUGUACCAAUGAUAAUUAUGAACCUCGCACUCUUGAUCAGGUCAAAUUCGAUACUUGCCGCAUAAAACAUCUCAACCACAAAUUGAAUACAUCAUUCAAGCAAAAUGCUUUAUACCCUGGCAUGAUUCUCAUCAAAUUAGUAAGACCUAACAUAGAAAACAGAGUUCAAGUUUAUGAUACUUUAUAUCCAGGACCAGAAGUUCACGAUGUCAAGAUACGUGUAGUAAUUCCUAAAUCAGAUAAUGAAUACUCGUUAAUUACUACAAUUCCUGUACCAAAUACAAGAAUUAUCGAAGAAAAGAGAGAACGUAUUGAUUUCAGGCACGAACUCUACAAAGAGAGGUAUGGUAAAGGUUCUGAAGAUGAAGACGCCAUUAUUGAGUAUUAUUAUUACUCUGAUGAUGAAGAAGAAAAAGAAAAAGUUGCUGUUUUGCCAAAGCUUGUUCUUUAUGUAGAUGACGAUGGAAGGAUCAUUGAUAAAGAUGGCACAAACGCUAACUCUUCUAAACUUAACGAUAUCUUGACAAAGAUGAACAUGAAAGGUAUCAAAGUUAACUUGCAAUACAAGUAA